Oncorhynchus tshawytscha (Chinook salmon) is the source of this 4166-nucleotide messenger RNA. RefSeq names its product oocyte zinc finger protein XlCOF6.1-like. Gene Ontology annotation, biological process: regulation of transcription by RNA polymerase II. Lineage: Eukaryota; Metazoa; Chordata; Actinopteri; Salmoniformes; Salmonidae. The transcript is spliced from 3 exons. The record is from RefSeq and is a predicted model, not a curated record. Bases 1 to 1224 code for a protein of 407 amino acids. Gene Ontology annotation, molecular function: RNA polymerase II cis-regulatory region sequence-specific DNA binding; DNA-binding transcription factor activity, RNA polymerase II-specific.
AUGGAUGGCACAGGGGAAAAGACGCCGCAGGAAGAAGAUGGGAAGAAGGAUGAGGUGGGAAGAAAGAGGGAGAAAGAGGAGGAUGUUACAGUAAAAGAAGAGGAUGCAGUUUUUGGAGUGAAAGAGGAGGAGGAGGAGAUUACUAUUACAUCGGAAAAGGAGGAAAAAGAAGAGGAGGAAACUGGAUAUCUGGGCCCGAUUUCCCAAAGGCAUCUUAAGGCAUCGAAUGGUUCUAACGAUGGAUGUGCCCUGAUUAACACUAGAGAGAGACGUGACUAUCAUGGAUCCUCAGGGGAGCCUCAACAACCUCAUGACGCUGACAAGGCAGAGAAGAGUCUCUCCAGAUCAAAACACCCCAAGAAACACCUGCAGAGACCCACAGGGAAGAGAACUCACUGCUGCUCUGACUGUGGAAAGUGUUUUGUUUCUUCAGGAUGUUUAAAAUCACACCAGAGAACACACACAGGAGAGAAACCUUAUGGUUGUGAUCAAUGUGGGAGGAGAUAUGUUACUUCUAGCGGGCUGACUAAACACCAGAGAACGCACACAGGAGAGAAACCUUAUAACUGUAUUCAAUGUGGGAAGAGUUUUACUCAGUCAUCCAGCCUGAUAUUACAUCAGAGAACACACACAGGAGAGAAACCUUAUAGCUGUAUUCAAUGUGGGAAGAGUUUUACUCAGUCAUUCAGCCUGAUAUUACACCAGAGAACACACACAGGAGAGAAGUCUUAUAUCUGUGCGCAAUGCGGGAAGAGAUUCGCCUCCUCAGCAGACAUUAAAAUUCACCAGAAAAUCCACACAGGAGAGAGACCUUUUAGCUGCUCUGACUGUGGAAAGAGUUUUGUUCGCUCAGGACAAUUAAAAUCACACCAGAGAACACACACAGUAGAGAAACCUUAUAGCUGUAAUCAAUGUGGGAAGAGUUUUACUCAGUCAGGCAACCUGGUAUCACACCAGAGAAGACACACAGGAGAGAAACCUUAUAGCUGUGAUCAAUGUGGGAAGAGGUUUACUCAGUCAGGCAACCUGGUAUCACACCAGAGAACACACACAGGAAAUAAACCUUUUAGCUGUGAUGAAUGUGGAAAGAGUUUUACUACAUCUAACCAUCUUAUUGUACACCAGAGAACACACACAGGAGAGAAACCUCAUUGCUGUGACCAAUGUGACAAGAGAUACUCUGAUAAAAGAUCACUGAUCAAACAUCAGAAAAUACAUACAUGAAGGAGUUAUUUCAUGAUAUCAAUUAAAUAAUGUCACAAUGUAGAAUGUUUUAACAUUGUAGCAGGAGUAUUUUAAAUUAUGUCACAUUGUAGAAUGUUUAAACAUUGUAGUAGGAGUAUUUUAAUGAUAUCACAGUGUAGAAUGUUUUAACAUUGUAGAAGGAGUAUUUUAAUGAAUGUCACAAUGUAGAAUGUUUUAACAUUGUAGUAGGAGUGUUUUAAUGAUAUCACAAUGUAGAAUGUUUUAACAUUGUAGUUUGAGUAUUUUAAUGAUAUCACAAUGUAGAAUAUUUUAUCAUUGUAGUAGGAGUGUUUUAAUGAUGUCACAAUGUAGAACCUAAAAUGUUUUUGUCCCCUGUUCUAUUGAUUUCAACAUGAUAUGGAUAUUAGCGUCAGGGGGAAAUCCAGGCUCUGAAUUGAAAGAGUAUUAUUUAUGUGAUUUAACAAAAAGUUACUAACAAAAAAAGGGUUGUGUUACACACACCACGUUGGCCACCAACUUAAAUCAAAAUGCAACACUUCAAAAUGUAGCUAGCUGUUUUCUACAAAUUGUCCUCUAACCAGGGAUGUACACAUUAUUCCCAGAUUCUGUGUGGUUUUUGGUCAGUCAGGUUUAACAGGACGUGUAACCUCAUCUCCCUCCUGUUGCACACUUGAUUUCAACAUGAAAUCGAGGAGUUAUGACAAAUAAGUGUUGUGUUCCUUUGUUUAGUGACCCCUACAUUUAAAUGCAUCACUCCUAAAUGUAGCUGACUGUCUUCUGCAGGUUGUCCUCUAACCAGUGAGGUAAAAGAUAUCUCCCAUUUCCAUGUGUUUUGUUUAGUUGUGUUAGAUUCAACAGCACGAACAACCUAAUCCCCCCCAGUUGAUAUCAGUGAUUUAUUGCUAUUUGUCAAAACAACAGCGUUUUUGGUGCCGUUUAUAAUAAUAUGAUUAUUGUGACAGUAGUUUGUGUAUAUAGCUAAUUUUAUGUUUAGCUUUUCAAUUUAUCACAAACUGUUUCUACAUAUUGGUUAUUGAUUUGGACACGUUAAAACUGUGUUUUGACAUUGGGGAUAUCCCACCUAGCAAAAUGUAAUUGAAAAGAAGACUAUGCCCGGCAUGAAAGUUGAAAAUAUAUAUAAAAUAUAUAAUAUUUUUCAAUGAAAACAACUUAUUUUCGAAAUACUUGCAGCCUAUACACAUGGACGCAGUAUAAUAAAUUGGUCUAUAAUCAAUUUUAUUAACAAUCUGACAUCACUCCAGUAUUUGACAACAUUCAAGUGCUAAUGGUCUUUAUUCCACUACUGAAGAAGCCUGACUCAAAUCACCUCAUAUUUCAAACAUUCAGCCUGACAAAAGAUACAUGUUUUAUUAUUCCAUGCCUCACCAUCAAGUUAAUUAUUGCCGAUACAUAUUUACAAAGGGGUGUACAUUUGCUUUUGUUAUAUCAUAUUUACAAUUAUGUAACAUUUAGUAAUCAUAGUUAUCCAUGCAACCAACUUGACAUUUUUGGGUACAAUUAUAUUGACAUUGUUACCCUGCUUUUAUAAUAUCAGGGUUCAUUGGGGUCUGGGCCCCGAUCCAACAACAUGCCUAUGUAGUGAACCCUGAAAAGAGUGAGAAGCUCCGCAGUGAGGUGGAAAGUUAAUACGGGAUAUUGCAGGAGUUUCCUCUUGAAAUUAGACAUGUCCAUGAUAAGGACAACUUGGUUGCUGAUCGUCUCAAGGGUGGGCAGUCAAAAAUAUUUGUGUUUUGAGUUUAUCUAGUGCGUUACCAUGAAUUACCAUGGAUUAUUUUGACUGCAGGUUUUUCCGUAUUGGAGAUGAGUUUUGUUUGGGCUCGUUCCAAGGGGACGAGAGUUCUAGAAGCUAGUGAGUUUUAGGAAGACGAGAGUUCUAGAAGCUAGUGAGGGAAAAAAGUUUUUCUUUCUGCUUUUUAAUUGAUGACAGCCAGUAGACACCAUGUUUAUAUUGUAGAAGGUGAGCAUUGUAGUUGAUUAUAAUGUGAAACGGAAGUUGUUUUCUGUUGGUGGUGAGCAUUCUCUUAAGGUGUUACAGUCUUUGGUUUUUCCAUUUAUGUUUUGAGGUUGGACGUUAGCACGUACAGCUCGUUAGCACGUAGGACGCACUGAUUGGUGUCACUUCGUUAGUCAGUAUGUGUUACACCUGUGCUGGCUUGUCCAUCUCGUUAGUGGGAAGGUGUUUCACCUGAGCUGGUCCAGGUUCUAUUUAAGAGUGUCUGGCCCAGUGCUCCAGUUGUCUUGAUAGAUGUGACAAAUCAGCUACCAUUUUGUCUUCCUGUUUUUAAGUUUGUUGUGGGUUUUUCUUUUGUUUUCCUCUUCUUGGGCAGAUUUAGUGGGUCUCAUGGUGGGUGACUUUUAGGUCCCUGUUGUUGUUACUAGUCAACUUUCAGUGGACACUGUGAGAGCAAAAUUGCUAGAUUGUUAUUAUACUUUUAUUGCAUCAAAUGGUGGUUUUAUGCAACAGAAUAGAGGAUUCUUAUAACUAUUGUCUGUGUUCUACUGAGGAUGGGCAUCUGGGAACAUUGACAGGAGAUUUACAAUGUCUUUUGGGUGAUUAAAACCUAAAGAGACCCCAUUCCAGAGCAUGAGUUACUGUUUCUGUUCUAUAUGGUACCAGGGAGGGAUGACCUCAGGGCCAGACCCUGGUCUCUACUAAGAGUACUGUUUUUACUGCACAUACUGUCUGCUGAGAAUUAGUAGUAUUAGAAGUAUCUUUCAUACAAAUCAUAACCUUCUGACCCGUUCUAUACAUCUGUUGGUCGUGUAGAUUGAAAGGGGUGUAUCUUGGCUGUAACAGACUUUUGUAUCGGGGCUCUCAAUGAAUCAUCUGGGGGUGAUUCAACGACCAGCCAUCACUAUCGUAGAGCACUCAAUUGAUUCACUUUGUAUGUGUAUGUUGUAUUGACCUGCUCUCUUAAGUGAAUAAAGAUUUAGUUUAA